ACACGAGAGCUCGAACGCUGUUCUUUUAAUAGGAGGCAGGUCGAGAGAGCAGUUUUCGGAGGCGGCGAGGAUGGGCUGGGCAGAGUAGCAAAGAAGAGAAUAAAGUAGAAAGGGGGGGGAAAUAACCCCCCUCUUGAGAUCCUUAGGAAAGAAAGUAGAGAAGAAACCCGGAGUUAAGCAGCUGUGAUCUUGACCCAUCAGCUGCCGCAUCCGGAUCUUGCGAAUAUAUAAACAACAACCCCAAACUUCUGGCGAUGUUUUGCGAUGCAGGAGAAAGCCCGGCUGCUAAAGAAGGAUGAGGAGCGAAAUUGAGCAGCCUCGUUCUGCCAAGUAAGGAAACGGACCAGAUUGCUGUUGAUAAAACGGACUAGGCUGGUCUCGGGUAGGGGACACCACUGGGUGUCCCCUUUCCCAGCCACGAUGAGCCUUUGAGGGUUUCGAGCCAACCCUCGGGACUUUCUCCCCCUUCCCUACUACUUACCUACCUUCCUCCUCCUCCUCAGCCCUCCUCCUCCUUUUUUCCUCUGCUGCCAACUCCCUCCCGCUCCCCCCCCCACCCCACCCCGCCAGCCUUUCUUCAAUGGGCGCUUUGGAUUCCCUCGCCGGAGGAAGCGCCAACCCGACCGCCGCUGCCCUCACUAUGCUGAACGGGGCAGAGAGCCAAAGUUUCGCCAAGGAGCCGCCAGACCUCCAGGGAGCGGCGACCAAAGACCCCGCCGAGCUGAAGAUCGGCGUCCCCCAGGAGCGCUUCUACUACCCGGAGCCCCACAUGCAAGAAGGCGGCUGCAACUUAGGGCUGACCUACGGCGCACAGAUGGUGCAGGGAGGAGGAGGCGGCUUUGGGGUGAGCAGCCCGGCCCCAUCGGGCAGGUUUCUAGGGCCGGCCGUGAACAACUGCUCCUCUUACAGACCUCCGCCUCCUCCUCCUCCCCCGGUUCCUGCUCCUUCUUCGGCUGCCCCUGCGGGGAAUCCCGGCUUCUCGGUGUCCGCGGCCGAGAUCUACCCAAGCGCCGGGGACCUGUAUCCCAGCGCGCCCGGGGGAGAAGGCUGCUACUCGGCCGCCGUCCAGCACAUGUUCCCGCGCGGGCCUCUCUACCAAGUGCCGGGCUACCAAGUCUCCGGGAAGAUCCAGGUCGUGCUCAACAACUAUCCUCUCUGGGCCAAGUUCCACAAGCACCAGACGGAAAUGAUCAUCACGAAACAGGGCAGGAGGAUGUUCCCAUUUCUGAGCUUCAACAUCUCUGGACUGGACCCUGUCGCCCAUUACAGCAUCUUUGUGGACAUUGUGUUAGUGGAUCAACACCAUUGGCGAUACCAAGGCGGGAAAUGGGUGCAGUGCGGCAAAGCAGAAGGAAAUAUGCCAGGGAAUCGGACGUACAUGCACCCAGAUUCUCCCAACACCGGAGCCCACUGGAUGCGGCAGGAGAUCUCCUUCGGGAAGCUGAAGCUCACCAAUAACAAAGGAGCGUCCAACAAUGUCACACAGAUGAUCGUGCUACAGUCCUUGCACAAGUACCAGCCCCGUCUACAUGUCACCGAGGCCAAGGACGGCGAGGUGGACAAAGUACACCCUUCCAUCUGUAGCCAGACCUUCACCUUCCCCGAGACUCAGUUCAUUGCCGUUACAGCGUACCAGAAUGCUGACAUCACCCAGCUGAAGAUAGACCACAAUCCUUUUGCUAAAGGCUUCCGGGACAACUUUGAUUCGAUGUACACCACGACCGAAGGAGACCGCACAACUCCAUCCCCGCCCAGUGCCGCCAGCUGCCAGCAGCUCCUCACCAGCAGCCGCUUCCAGCCCUUCUUGCACGAUCAGUACACGCUCCCUCAGAGCCGCUUCUACAACAGGGAGCGGGCCCCUUUGCCUCUGCCGCCCAAGGAGACCCACCACUGGUAUUUCGCUUCCCAGCAGCCCCCUUCUGCCCCUCUGGAAUACGGCACCUACGAGGGCGACUUCAGAGGGAACAAAUUCAUGCCGUACGGAAUGAAGCCCUUUGCCCUACAGGCGGCGCCGCACCCCUCCUUGCCCUAUUACCAGGAGCAUCCCUUCGGGCCCCCUGCCACCUGGAGCUCCCCACCUCAGUAUCACCACCCCAAGCCCACCCCGGGGGCCUUGAGCUGGUUCCGGCCCAUGAGGGACUUGCAGGCGGUGCCCUCCGCCGACGAGAAAGGGAAGGACAGCGAAGGCUGGGCCGAGCCCGGCUCUGUGAAGUCGGCCGAUUCCUCGGACUCCGGGCUGUACGAAGCCGAGUGCAAGCGCCGCCGCGUGUCCCCCUACGUCUCCAGCGCCGAGAGCUCCCCGCCCAUCCGCAACGGGGAGCUCUAUGACAAAGAAGGAGGGGAUGGGGGCUAUUAUGGCUUCUAUGGCAACUGAAGUGGGAAGGCGGGAUAGAAACCUGUCAGGGAAACACGGGGUGGGGAUGGGGCCCUUCUCACCAUCCAGCUCUCCUCCGUUCAUAUCAGGGGUAACCUGUAAAAAGGAAAAUGGACAGACCCCCUUCUUGGUUUGGGGGAAAGUUUCGCACCUUUAUGGGCACUGCCGGAAAUAAUGGCGAUGGCACAAAUGAAGCUGUAUGUAGUUGUAUCUCCCCGCCCUCCGCCCCUCUUCAGCCACUUCCAGGUGCUAGUCUGCUGGUGUUAAAACGUGCGCUCCCCUUUGCGGACAGAUGCCCGCAUGGUGGCGGCGAGUUCUUGGGCUUAUGUUCAGACCCAAAGAGCUUUCACUCACAUGUGCAGCAGCGCAGCCUGCGCUUGCCAGGGCAGCUUCCUGUCUCCGCUCCCACCCACGUUUAGUUUUGUGGAUGUGUCACUGGGGAGAACGGAAGCAAAAUUUCUUGAGAGAUUCAAAGCCCAGGGAGAAAUUCAGAAAUAAAAAUCCAACUUUGGGUGGGAUGGGUUUUUAAAGCCACACGGUGCUUGUCGGUUUAAAGUCAACCCUGAUCCAGCCAAGGAAAUCUGCGUACAGAAGCAGGCUUCGUUGUACUCCUCACUUGCUGAAUUGGGAACCACAGGGAAAAAACCCAGAUGUGUGUCUGUAUGAGAUCGUCCUGCAUUGAUUAGAAUGGGGUAGGCGUUCCAGUGUAUAUUUUGAGGGCAUAUCCCCUCCCGGGCUCCUGCACACUUAUUCAUACAUUGACAUCACAUGAAACGAGAUCCAGAUUGAGAUGAUUACGUUCAUACUCUGGUUUCCCCAGCAUGCCAAUUUGGGAUUCCUGGGUGGGGAGCAGCUAGAAAUCAGGAAAAUUUGCUUGAGAAAAUUCUGCCCUUGAAGCUCAUUGCAGUUCUGAGACUUCGUUUGCAAAGUCUUUUGGCCCACUCCAGAGGGGGACUGGGAACCUCGAGCAUGUAUCAGAUGCAAUUCAACACAGGCCAGAAUGCACAUUUGAGUUCUAAUCAUGUCUGUCCGCACCACAUUGCAUUCAAUGUAAUGAGUAUGUGAAUGUGCAUUUAAAAGGCAUUCCCACAUCCUCGCUCUGGAGUCGUGUGCAAUUAUCAUUAUAGGUGACGGUACGUAGUUUGGGGCAAGAGAACUGCUACCCCUGAGGCAGCAGCCUGCCUUCACUUCAGCCAGAAAUCUGGGAUGUCACAGCCAUGCUCCCUUACAAAUGCUCUUGGGCCAUUCCUGGGUCGCCAUUUCUCAAGUAAACUGUGAAUUUCACACAUCUGAGAUAAAUACUCUGUUUUAAGCUCCCUGGGUUUGACAAGAGGGUGAUGACUGCCUUCCCAUUCUCAGUUCAGCCCUAGAACAUGUAAACAAGCCAGAGGUUAAAGCCAGCUCUGGAGUUCUUCAUCCCAGGCCCAGCCGAUGGUUUGAAAACAUGUGAUAAUGCAAACCACUCAUUUUUGCUAACCAGUGCUUUUUUUCUUGAAAAAGAGCUGCUGGAACUCACCAUGAACACCUCCCUCAUUCUCUUAUAAUAAUGGCAAUGGCGCCCGCCUGAGUUCCGGCAAGUUCCAGCUGGGAAAAAAGCCCCGCUAACUAACCAGCGUAUUCUCAGAUGGGCAUCUCGCAGCACUGCCUUUAGGCAGACUUGGAAAUGCUGAAACACCUUCCUCCAUCUCUUGGGAUUUCAAGAACCAGAAUUCAAGGUCCAAGAACAUGUGGAAAGAUUCCUGGCGGGGGUGGGGAUAGCCCUGCAACAUGGACUCUCUUCAAAUAGCGUCAGACCUGACAUACCUGGGCAAUGCAGGAAGAGCUGCCAUCCAUCAAAAGCAACAACAGAACAGGCCUUAGGUGGGAUUUAUGCAACACAAAGAUUUGCCUGCCUUUUUCUUUCUCUCUCUCCCCCCCCCCCUGCUUCCUACAUGCCAGACAACAGCCAUGAGCCCUCAAUGAAGGCCAGUGCCCCAAAUUAGUAAAUGGAACCAGCAGGGAUGGCAAACCUAUGGGCAUCCAGAUAUUGCUUGACUACAAGUCCCACCCUCCCUGACCAUUGGCCACAGGGGCUGGGGCUGCUGGGAGUUGGAGUCUGGUAACACCUGAAGGGCCACAGGUUUCCUCAUCCCUGGUAUAAAGGGACAGGUUUCUCAGGUAGUCCUCUUGUGCCAGAUGUGGAGAUGCCUACGCAGAGAGAUUGGAGGAGAGGUGAAGUAGGGGGGAAGCAAGCUCUCUUGUACAGAGCCAUAGGGGGUUAUCCGUACAGAAAGCCCCUUGGCUAAUUUUUGUAGCAUUGUGCCUCACUGUUUAGCUGUGUGUGCCGCAGAGCGCACACUUUGAUUUGGUGAGAUCCCCAAAGCAGAAGGCAAAAAAAGGGACAAGUCACCUGGGCAUCUUCGCAUGCCUCCCUAGAAAUAAAACAAGAGACACCAUACAUUUCAAUGGGGCAGGUCUACAAUGAACAGUGGAUUGUGUCCAAAAUGAUCAUAUUUAAAGCCCUCCGUAAUUAGUUUUAUGGAAAGCAGGAGGCAAAGACAUAGGUUGUAUUUUUAUACUUCCACCUCCUCCUCCUCUAAAGAGAUUUCCUCUCCCCCUUCCCUCCCUCAAAUCUUGGUGGUAUUUUAUAAUCCUGGAAAGACUUGAUGGUCAUUUGGUGAAGUGAAUUUUAAUUAUGCUAGACAAUCAAAUGGGACACACUCUCCCCUUUUAAGCGCUCCCCGUGGCUCGCCAAACCCGGCUGAGUUUCUCGGAGGCGGAGGGGGGGAGUUAGGCUCAGCUCUCCUAACUGUUUACACUCUUAAAACAAAAAAAAAUUUAUGUAGAUGUAAAAGACACAAUGGUCUUUGUGGUGUUUUGAGGUUCUCUCUUUUUUUAUUUUUCAAGACAACAAAAAUUCUUGACAUUUGCAAAUAUUUAUUGAUAGCAGUGUACAGGCUGCCUGUUGAGUUUUCGUUUUGGCUUAAGAAUUUCUUUAAAUAAACUGUAAAGCUGUUA
Podarcis muralis (Common wall lizard) is the source of this 5371-nucleotide messenger RNA. RefSeq names its product T-box transcription factor 21 (gene TBX21). Gene Ontology annotation, biological process: positive regulation of DNA-templated transcription; regulation of transcription by RNA polymerase II; lymphocyte migration. Gene Ontology annotation, molecular function: DNA-binding transcription factor activity, RNA polymerase II-specific; RNA polymerase II cis-regulatory region sequence-specific DNA binding. The record is from RefSeq and is a predicted model, not a curated record. Gene Ontology annotation, cellular component: chromatin; nucleus. NCBI's taxonomy places the organism in Eukaryota, Metazoa, Chordata, Lepidosauria, Squamata, Lacertidae.